AUGAGUAAUAGUUUGAUAAAAGCAAAUACUUCAAUGGCCCUUGGUCAAUACAACAGUGCUAUAAGGUAUUUCAAAGCAUAUAUGGACGAAUCGCCUCAUAUUCCAUUAAGCAAAGAAGUAUUUAACCUGUUAUCUGAAGCGUACAGUAAUUUAUCAAGUGAUAAGCGUAAUUGCAUACGUGAACUAGAAGCAUACUUGGAAUCACUCCAAGACAGCGAUCUGGAACGCAUCGAAGCAAUCGCCUCGUUGUUGGAUGAAACCAGGAACGAUUUAAUUUCCAUCUGUACAGAAGUCGUCAACAUUAUAGACAACCAUUUACUCGAAAAAGUGAAAGAAAUUGGAGUAAAAGUGUUGAUUUAUAAUAUGAAAGGCAAUUACUAUCGGUACAUGUGGGAAGCAAAUAAUAGCGACGCAACUUGCAAAGAAGCGACUAAAGCAUAUAAUGAAGCUCUAAGUAUAUGUCGAUGGAAUUUCAAACCAACAGACCCUUACUUGUUACAAAUUACGUUAAACUUGACGACACACCUGAACAAGACUAAUAAUACCGAUAGCGCUAUAGUUAUUUUAAAAAGAGUUAUUCAAGACACGCAAGAGGAUGAUCUUCAAAAUUAUGACUUCUUAAAGAAGUCAUAUGUUGAGUUAUUUUUGAAAUACUUAAAUGAAUGUUUAGUUCGAUUUCAGAUUAUUCAGAAUCAAAAAAUAAUUGAACUCAUCGAGAAUUAUCUUCCUCAAGAGUCAUUGGUUGACGAUGUAAUCACAAGACGACAAGGCUGA
Metopolophium dirhodum (rose-grain aphid) is the source of this 774-nucleotide messenger RNA. RefSeq names its product 14-3-3 protein gamma-like. Lineage: Eukaryota; Metazoa; Arthropoda; Insecta; Hemiptera; Aphididae. The record is from RefSeq and is a predicted model, not a curated record. Gene Ontology annotation, cellular component: cytoplasm. The coding region runs from base 1 to 774 and encodes 257 amino acids. Gene Ontology annotation, biological process: signal transduction. The transcript has 2 exons.